Molecule: messenger RNA, 210 nt
Organism: Penicillium canescens
Lineage: Eukaryota; Fungi; Ascomycota; Eurotiomycetes; Eurotiales; Aspergillaceae
Exons: 1
Coding region: 1-210 (69 amino acids)
Source: RefSeq, a predicted model, not a curated record
AUGGUUCAUAUUUCCGACCGGAACCUACUCCCACAGCCACCGACAGUCUCGAUCGCGCAUGGUGAAGGUGCUGUUUCUUCCGCGCGCGAAAAUCCCAUACCGAAUGGCAAGAAGCAGCGUAUUGGUGUCCUAAUAUGUGGCCCUCCGUCCAUGCUGCAUGAUACCCCGGAUCGCCGCAGCGCUGGCACAGAAGCGGACACUUGGUGGUGA